AUGACGACCGAAGCGAUUUUUAGUGGUUGGAAAAAAAAAACGUCUGUCGUUUUUGACUUCGUAGGUUUACAAAACAAAAUUAACGAAGCAUCGAACAGGCCAAUGAGGUUGGAGUGGUCAAGCUCCGUCUGAAGGAUUCUGGGUAAAAAAAACAACAACUCCUCCACGAUAGACGGAAGUCUCUCUCUCACCAAACCAGAACAUUAUUUUAAAUUGGUUGAUUAUGCAAGUUGGUUUUACCUGUUACAGCUACUGAAAUCAUUUUUUUUCUUUUCUCAAUUCAUUUGACUGCGGCAAUGUUGGAGCACCACCUUUAGACGAGCAAAUCGACCCCAGGACGUAUUCUUUAGUUCUUGGUAUACACAUUGCUGCAAACAUGUUUUCCCGAUUCAGGAAGCCGUCUGUCAUUGAGCCUGAAAAACCAAUGGCAAUUUCAUCUCCUUAUAAUGUGAAACAAAAUUUCCACGUUGGGUUUGAUAAUGAAACCAAACUGUUUGUCGGGAUGCCACCAACAUGGCAGGCUCUCCUCAGUAAAUCUGAUAUCACGACCAAAGAACAGGAAGAAAAUCCAGAUGCUGUAAUAACAGCACUAAAAACGUUCCAGAAAUCUAUUAAGCGGAAACCAUCAGAUAUAAAGAUUAUGGUAGUGGCGUCAAACAUCAGACAGUCAGAUGAUGAGAUUGAUAAUAUUUCACCGGAUGAAUGUAAUAAAGAGGACACAGACACACAAAAGGGUAAUGAUUGUUUUGAUGGUGUCGUUGAAGAAAGGGUCAAAGAUAACAGUGAGGAAGAUGUCAUAACUCGACGGAAGAAAGAGGAUCGCACAAAGACCAUGUCUGAUGAAGAAGUUCGGAAAGCACUUGAAGCUUUAGUGAACUCGGAUAAUCCUGAGGAAAAAUAUACUCUUGGAGCUGACUUGGGUGCCGGGGCAUCUGGAGCGGUUUCUAAGGCAACUGAUAAAAGUACGGGCAACGUAGUUGCUAUAAAGAAGAUGAAUUUACAUAAUCAGCCGAAGAAGGAAUUAAUUAUUACCGAAAUUGAAGUUCUAAAAGAAGUCAGUCACCCAAAUCUUGUAAACUUUCUGGAUUGUUAUCUUGUCGGAGAAAACCUGUGGGUUGUCAUGGAAUAUCUGGACGGUGGAGCCCUCACCGAUGUCGUAAUGGAAACCGUUAUGAACGAAGGUCAAAUUGCUGCUGUGUGUCGGGAAACUCUACGAGGGCUUGAUUAUCUUCAUCAACGAAAUAUUAUUCACAGAGACAUUAAAAGCGACAAUGUCUUGCUCGGUUUGGACGGCCAAGUAAAACUCACUGAUUUCGGGUUUUGUGCUCAAUUAGCUGAAAAUAAUAGCCAACGACACACUAUGGUCGGUACCCCUUAUUGGAUGGCACCAGAAGUCGUUUCUCGGAAACCAUACGGAAACAAAGUGGAUAUCUGGAGUCUUGGAAUCAUGAUUAUUGAAAUGUUGGAGGGAGAACCCCCUUACCUCUCAGAAAGGCCUCUCAAAGCAAUCUUCAUGAUUGCUAAAUAUGGUAAACCUGAAAUCAAAAAGGAGGAUUCUUUGUCCCCAGUUUUAAAAGACUUUAUUUACAAAUGUCUUGAAGUUGAAGUAGAAACCCGAGCAUCCGCACAGGAUCUUCUCCGUCAUAAAUUUCUCUCAAAUUGUAAGCCUCUAUCCUCACUCAAACCACUCAUUCUCGCUGCACGUGAAGUUCGAGGUCUAGCAUCAAAAUAACUGAAAAAUUUCAUAAUUUUUUCAUUUUUUUAUUUACUAUUUUUUUUUCUAUUUUCUACAAAAAAUUUUUGACGUAAUGGUUUAACUUUCAUUUUUCACUGUCUUUAUGUAUUUUUCUCUCCUUGUUCUCAAUAUUUUCUUUUAAAAUAUUGACUCGGUGAGUCAGUACAUGCGCUCAAAGAGUUUACUUAUCUUGUCAUUUACUAAUUGUAGUGGUUCUCCUUUAAUUGUCAUUAAUUGUUUCAUAACUACCACACACAUACACACACCACUACCACCACCACCAUUAUCAAUUUAUUACUUUCACAAUGAUUGGCUAAAAAUGCAAUACAUUAGUUCAGUAAUGGUAUUGUUUUCAACUUUUAAUUUCUUAACCUACUCCAGUUAAAUAUUCUUACAUCUAACCAAAAUUUUGGGGUUUUUCAUUUUCUCUGACAUUAUUUACACCAGAGUUCAUCAAUUUUCCUUUCAGGAAACAAAAGGUUUUGUUUUAAACACCUCUGCUCCUCUUUCUCUCAUAAUAAUGUUAUUGGAUUGGUAGACAUGACAGACACAAAGACUAAAUUAUCUUAACUCUUUGCCUGUCCAAAGCAUUUUCAUAAGUUUGUUCUUAACGUUCAUGCUUAUUUUUAUGCUUUUAGUUUGCCCUUCUCUCAUACAUUUUGAGUAAUAUCUGAUGGUUGAAAAAAAAGGACAAUUGAGAAUGUUGAUAUUUACAUGUACAUCAUCAUUUUAACAUCCACUUUGUAAUGAUGUAAGAUAAUACUUACCAGUUGGUAAUGAUGUAAGAUGUUAAUUUUAUUUUUUUUCCAAUAAUUAAAAUUGUCUUUAAUAAUGA
Octopus bimaculoides (California two-spot octopus) is the source of this 2570-nucleotide messenger RNA. Its product is annotated as serine/threonine-protein kinase PAK 2. Gene Ontology annotation, molecular function: ATP binding; protein serine/threonine kinase activity. Lineage: Eukaryota; Metazoa; Mollusca; Cephalopoda; Octopoda; Octopodidae. The record is from RefSeq and is a predicted model, not a curated record. Gene Ontology annotation, biological process: protein phosphorylation.